CGUCGGGCAGCGGGCAGACAGAUGUCCGCGUGACGGCAGAGCCCGUGAGCCGCCUCCUCCGUCGCCGAUGUUCGCGCACAAGGCCGCCUGGGGCUGGCUCUAUCCCUACCAAGGCAGCAAGAAGUGUCGAGCACUCAAGGGCAAGAGCUAUGUGGUGGGCAAGGACCCUGGCUGCGACGUGGUCAUCUCGAAGGCACAGGCGCCCUCCGGCGACGACUACGCCAAUCUGAACAAGCAGCACUUCAAGAUCAAGAGGAAAGAUGGCGAGUCGUUCUUGAAGGACCUGAGCAGUGCGCGCACGUACGUGAACGGCAAGGAGCUCUUCUUCAACGAGAAAGUCAAGCUGAAGCACAACGACGUGAUCUCGGUGCUCAGACCACACUUCAAAGUGUUCGUGUUUCUUGAAAGCAAGAUACUGCAGGCGGAUGACUUUCCAGAAGUUAUAAAAAACAAGUACGUUAUCUCGUACAGCUUGUCGGAGCGAAAGCCACGCAUCACAAACAUGGUGUUUGAUAAGGAAACGUGCAAGCGCUUGGUCCUCAAGAAAAUCGCGAACACUUACGCAGACAAGAUUGCUGAAGAGAUUGAAAUGCUGCGCAAACUUCAACACCCGUGUCUGAUGUCCACGCUGGAGGUCCACAGCGCCGGGGGAGACGUGUUCCUGGUGCGGGAACACGCGGAGGGAGGCAGCCUGCUCGCCAGGAUACGCCCCAGGAAGACCCUCGCCGACGACGACAUGAAGCUGGUGUUCUACCAGACCACGCUGGCGGUGCAGUACCUGCACGACAAUCACGUCGCCCACGGCAACUUGAAGCCCGAGAACAUCCUCUUCAGCUCGCCCGACUCCAAGUCCCUCGUGAGGGUCGCGGACGUCGGUCCGGCGGGCGCGCACGUCGGCUCGGGCGAGACCGAGAACGACGACAGUCCGCUGUACCUGGCGCCCGAACUCGUCAACGUCAGGGACGCCUCCAGACGACGCAGCCCUCAGGCCGACGUGUGGGCUCUGGGAGUCAUCCUCUUCUACUGCCUGAGCGGGUCGCCGCCGUUCAGACACUCCGGGAGGACUUCGCCCCAGUGGACCUGCAGCUUCCUGCCCAGCGCGUGGAGCCGGCGGGCGCCCGCCAAGGACCUGGUGCGCGCCACGCUCACCCCCGACCCCGAGGAGAGACCGCGCGUCGACCGCCUGCUGGCCCACCCCUGGCUCAAGGUGGAUGCCGUCAGGUCUGCGGCGCACGGCCUCAUGUACCCCGGGGUGAAGUACGAGCCGCCGGAGGAAGAGCAGACCCCGCCCGCCUCGCCCAAGCAGGUGUUCCUGGAGGAGGUGGUCGUGCAGAAGCCGGGGCGAGCGGGGAGGCUGGGGGUCCAGGUGCUGCCCUCGGGACCCGCCUCGCGCCUCAGCGCCCCCGAGGAAGAGGAGCAGUUCCCGCCCCGCGCCUUCCACAAGUCCUUCAGCUUCCGCGAGCCGGGGCCCGCAGGGGUUGGCGACGGCUGGCCCUUCAGGAGGUCGUGGAGCCAGAGGCUGCCAGCCGCGCCGGUGAAGCCUCCCCGGCAGGGAGUCACCCCGCCGCCGGUGCCUCCUCCCAAACCCCUGAGGCUGUCCGUCGCGAGGCGAGCGUCCGGCGGGGACGACGACGACGACGACAACAACAACUCCCCGGCGCGUGUUCCCGAGACACCCCCCGGACACCCUCACGAGGAGGGCGCGCCUCGUCCCGUGCCUUCCCCCAGGAGCAAGCUGCCUCCCGCGCCCGCCGACGAAGUGACGCUCAGACUCCGCCCCGGAGGAGUCCCGACUCCAUCGACGCCUCCCCCGAAACCCGCCAGGACGUCCCUGCAGAACCACUCGGCCGACCCGCCGAGGAAGAAGCGGCUGGCUCCGAAGCCUCCCCCGAAACCGCGCAGGUCGCAAGACGACGGCGGCUCGCACACUCCGGCGCCGAUGAAACUCUGAGCGGCAACAACAUUUCCCAGUCAUUCAUUCAUUAAUUUGCAUCACAACAAAAAAAAAAGUUUUUUCAUCACGCGGUAAUCUUUGCAAGUAUACGUGUUCACGACUUUCAGAUUUGUAACUUCGUUCUGAUUUAAUUUCUGCACGUCUUGAUGCCAUAAAAUGUGUAUACUUUUUCAACCACUUUCCGCAUUAAAUGGUCAAUUCUUACUUACUAUGUUGUGCAAAAACUUUAUUUUUUUGAGAGCAACGGUGCUAUUUUGGUUAAAUUUGAAAACUUGUUUAAAGACACGUGUAUUGUAACUCCUUUAGGGUAUGAAUAAAAUUAUAAUUUUUUAUAA
Molecule: messenger RNA, 2289 nt
Organism: Bacillus rossius redtenbacheri
Lineage: Eukaryota; Metazoa; Arthropoda; Insecta; Phasmatodea; Bacillidae
Product: ovarian-specific serine/threonine-protein kinase Lok-like
Exons: 8
Coding region: 68-1951 (627 amino acids)
Biological process (GO): protein phosphorylation; mitotic DNA damage checkpoint signaling
Cellular component (GO): nucleus; cytoplasm
Molecular function (GO): ATP binding; protein binding; protein serine/threonine kinase activity
Source: RefSeq, a predicted model, not a curated record